AUGAAGAUCUUUUGCUAUCUCCUCCAUUUUUUGUGUUAUGUGAUCUUCAUUCUACCAGCCACAUGUACCUUGGUGGAUGCGGAUCGUUGCAUAAAACGUAAAGGUCGCUGUAGGAGAGACUGUCGUAUGGAUGAAAAGCAAAUUGAUAUAUGUUUCUCACCAAGUAAGAUUUGCUGCGGCGAGAGGAUUGAUGAAGACGAUCAUAUGGGAAUAGUUUGA
Messenger RNA from Cynocephalus volans (Philippine flying lemur), 219 nucleotides. RefSeq names its product defensin beta 114 (gene DEFB114). The record is from RefSeq and is a predicted model, not a curated record. Gene Ontology annotation, molecular function: chemoattractant activity; CCR6 chemokine receptor binding. Bases 1 to 219 code for a protein of 72 amino acids. NCBI's taxonomy places the organism in Eukaryota, Metazoa, Chordata, Mammalia, Dermoptera, Cynocephalidae. The transcript has 2 exons. Gene Ontology annotation, biological process: innate immune response; cell chemotaxis; defense response to bacterium. Gene Ontology annotation, cellular component: extracellular region.